CCUGGCAUCUCGCUUACCUACCUAGGUAAAAGAAGAAGAAUAUGAGAUUAAUAGUCUUCGGUUCUGAUGGCAUAUAUUGAAUAUAUUUAAUAAGUGUUAGGCGACAUUCAUUCUUUCUCUUACCGCAACAAUUCCUUUCAAGUGAAGUAAGACCAUUCUUUAAGCAACAAUAUUUCAAACUUCACAUGCGGUUACCUUCAUUAAUUAUACCAUCAUAAAGAUUCCGACUCUAACCGGGGUUCGAGUCCUUACUCCCCCCCAAAUCUCAAGCAAGAUGGCCUUUGACGACGAAGAUCCCACUCUAUCGUCGGUUUUACCACCCACUACUGGGGACCAAGGAGCAGAUGAGACGCCGUCGCUUGAAGAUGCCCUUGCGGAUGAGAUGCAGGAUUUCCGGCUGUUCGCCUCACUCUUCGAUAAGAAGCAAGCCGGAGGUAAGACGUUACGCCGCGGCGAGAAGGAUUUCGAGUCGCAUGGCACACGCGCGCAACAGAGCGCCUUGGACGCCAGUCGCGAUGCUAUGCACGAGGUCCUGAGCUACACCCGCUCUCAUAAGCCCAAGGAUCACACUCGCGCUUGGUACUUCCCGGAUAAAUGGGUUGAUGCGCCUCCCACGGAGGAGACGGAGGGAGAGAAGGGCGCGGGGUUGUUUGCUAGAGAGCGUGUGGUGGUCGUGGAAAAUGAGAUAAAGGGGCCCCUUGGCCAGAACACUGGCCGAGUUGUCACUGGUCUCGAGGGGUAUAAGCAGACGCCGGGGUGGCUUAAGACGUGGUUAUUACCGGAGGAAGCUUUAUAUCUGGUCGAACGUGGCUCGUUGGAUCUCUGGUGGCCGGCACGAGGUAUCGAGGAUAUCCUGCCGGUAAAGCAAGACGGAGCGAAUGAGAACGAUGACGAACUUGGCAGAAAGUUUGAGGACUACGAGCUCGGAAUCCCGCUUAGUUUCCAGGCAGCAUACGCACUUCUUAUCGGCCAGGACGGCGAGAGAGGCAAGGUUAGCCUCGAGAAGUAUCAGGUCUACGCUAACCUCCGGAGAACCGGAUAUAAAAUCAUGAGAGCGACUUCAAUACCGUUACCACCGCCAAUCUCCGCCAAACCUUCAUCCCAGGCUCUAUGGCAGUGGUUAUUCUCUUUAUUCUCCGUAUCAUCGCAAACACACACGCCGUCCUACGGACCCCUCGUCAAGCCAGGCCUCUACCGUUCCUACAACCCAAUCUUCACACAGCUCUCCCUACUCCCGCGACACACACCUACCCCCAACCCCCAAGCUUCCACCCCACCGCCGGAAGAGCCGUUCCGGAUCCACUUCCACGUGUGGAAGAGUAGUACCGCGUUCCCCAAGACCAAGCCCCCCUCUCCCGACUUCCGAAUCGCAGUCGCAGACGCGCGCAGCUCGUCCGUACCAACUCUCGAGCAGCUGACGGCGCUCCUGGAGCACUGCACACCGUGGGAUCCGCCCGAUGUGAAAGACGGCAAGGAUGGAGUGGGAGCGGGGGCUAUGUAUCGCCGUCUUAAGCACGCGUGGCGCAACGCGAUUAUCGCGGUCGUGGAUCGCGGGCUCAUUAGCUACGUCCGGUUUGGCGAGAUGGCGUUUGGAGAGGAGAAGUUGUACGAGAAUGUUGGUGGGGGCAGGGGGGCUAAGGGGAAGAGAGGCGGCAGAGGCGGGAGAGGAGGACGAGGCAGGGGGAGGGGGAGAGGACGGGGCGGAUGAGUUUAUGUCUGGGUUAUGUCGUCGCCGAUGUCUGCGACAUUGACAUCAUCCUACUUGUUGAAUUGACUGAACGGGCGAGUACCCAAUUCAAUCUAUAAGCUCGAUGGAUACUCAACUGUAUACGAAAACACAAAUUACCAAUUGUACCUAUAUGCGCCGAUUCUCUUGGUGUUUAACGAGUAGUCAGUCACGCUGAAUAUAUGAUGAUCAUUAAUUUCCACUUCUCGUAUCUGGUCCUGCUGUGUAUGUCGAUGAUCAACUAGCGAAGCCUAUCUACAUACGUAGCCUAAUAUAUUGCUA
Molecule: messenger RNA, 2008 nt
Organism: Daldinia vernicosa
Lineage: Eukaryota; Fungi; Ascomycota; Sordariomycetes; Xylariales; Hypoxylaceae
Product: tRNA-splicing endonuclease subunit sen54 N-term-domain-containing protein
Exons: 1
Coding region: 275-1708 (477 amino acids)
Biological process (GO): tRNA-type intron splice site recognition and cleavage
Cellular component (GO): tRNA-intron endonuclease complex
Source: RefSeq, a predicted model, not a curated record